UAAAAAUGUAGUAUGGUGGGGUUUAAUCAAUGAGCUAUAUACCUGUAUAACCCAAUGACCUGAGGAGGCGUAGUUAUUCUUAAAAAAUGAAAAUAAAAAACCAAAUCUGCCUCUGAAGAAGAAGCAGGUACUGCGCAGACUCGUGGAUCCACACAGCGCCCCCUACGGUGGCAGAAACCGAUAGUCGCGGAUUUUGGUUUGUCAUAACUUUAUUUACACUCGUAAAUUACAAGGUAGUCUGUUCGAGGCAACCACUUAACGUUAAGCGGAAUUUAUCUGUAAUAACAUAAAACAAAAGCAUUCAAUUUAUCGCUGUGAAGAAGAUUGUAACUCUACUAAACAAUGAGUGGCAGCGAGGACGGAAACUACAACAGAGGGGGCCAUGGGAGUCCAGCCCGGACCAAGUCGCAGAGCAAGUCUGGCUCCCAAAGCCCAUCUCAGGCGUGUAUUCGCUCUGAAUCUAGAUCCCACUCCCAUUCAAAAGUCAGGUCUCGCUCUCGGAGGCAAUCGAACCCGCACCGCUCGAAUUCUCGAUCCUGCUCUCCUCAGAGGAGGUCCCGCACUCCGUCCUACAGCCCUGACCAUCGCCGUAGGAGGAGCCAAAACGCAUCCCCAAUGUCCAGCCGCCGCCGCCAUACUGGUACCAGAGAGAACCCUGAUCCCAGCACUUGUCUAGGGGUCUUUGGCUUGAACUUGUCCACUACUGAGCGUGACCUGAGGGAGGUGUUUUCACGCUAUGGACGUCUGACUGGGAUCAAUAUGGUGCAUGACCAGCGCACUGGUCGCUCCCGCGGCUUUGCUUUUAUUUACUUUGAGAGGCUCUGUGAUGCGAGGGAGGCAAUAGAGCACACCAACGGCAUGAACAUGGAUGGAAGGCAGAUCCGAGUGGAUUAUUCAAUUACCAAACGCCCCCACACCCCCACACCGGGAAUCUACAUGGGAAGGCCAACUUACAAUGGAGGCGGCGGCGGCGGGGGCGGCGGUACCAGAAAGCGAAGGGACUCCUACUAUGAUCGCAGUUAUGACAGAUACGACAGAUAUGAAAGAUGUGAUGAGUAUGACUACAGGUAUAGUCGCAGGCGCUCGCCGUCGCCCUACUACAGUCGAUACAGGUCCCGUUCUCGUUCCUACAGCCCGAGGAGAUUCUAAAUUGCCUCCUUUUAACAUCAACUUCCCUUCAGGCGUAGCUGGUGUGUGAUUCUUCAUCGAGGAACAUUUUAAAUUGGCAGACCUUUACUAGCAAACUCAUCAUUUUGAGGUGGUUCUCGUGUACAAGUACUAGAUAUCUUCUAUUUUUGACAUUUUGAUGCAAGCAUGACAAGAGGGAGUAGCUAAGAUCUCGUCUCUUCAUUCUUCCGUCUGCAGCCUUCCUUCUCUUUUUGUUUUUCGUGCAACAUAGAUUGCCUGAUCUGUUAUUAUUAAUCAAAAUUGGUAUCGUGGUUGCUGGUAAUGCAUAAGAUUGUGAUCCUUGGUUUUCAACCUUUGCCUAGAAAAACCCCACAAAUGUAUCUUUGUCAAUUGAACUGAUCUACGUUCUUGCUCACAUUACAUUUUUUUUUCUUUGUUGAGGAAGUUGUAGUUUCAUCUCCCAGGUAAUAUGUGACUUUUCUUUGUGUUUGUAUAAUACAGUUCUAUCAAAACUCUUGGCUGUUCUGACUUUUCAUCCAUGCAUAUUCAAAUUGGUGUUCAUUGGUAUUAGUAGAUUGUAAAAUGACCAAAAGGUUGUUUAAAAUGGAAAAAAAAUGAAGUUUAACAAACCAAUAAAACCCAUAUUCUGCAUGAUAAA
Molecule: messenger RNA, 1786 nt
Organism: Oryzias latipes (Japanese medaka)
Lineage: Eukaryota; Metazoa; Chordata; Actinopteri; Beloniformes; Adrianichthyidae
Gene: tra2a
Product: transformer 2 alpha homolog
Molecular function (GO): RNA binding
Source: RefSeq, a predicted model, not a curated record